AGCAGCAGAAAACAGCCACCUACGUGACGUCAACGCAAUCGUGUUUACGUGGAUAACAUGGCGGCGGAGAUGUGGUUGUAGCAAGGACUAUGUCUUCUCCUAAUGCAAGCCUGUCGCAGUGAUAUGAAACCAUUACUAAACAAAGUGAAUGUCAACAAACAGAAACUUUCCCAACAGACUCUGGGCUAAUUUGCUAACUCUUCGCAUGAAGCCCUUUUCCCUCUUCUCUCAGCCACAGUGACAACGGUAAUGGAAGACGAAGAGAGGCAAAAGAAGCUCGAGGCCGGCAAGGCAAAGUUGGCUGAGUACCGGCAGAGGAAAGCUCACGCAGACAGACAGAAGAAGCAAAAGAAGAAAAAGAGGAGAGAAACAGACGACGACCCAGGUGGAGAUGGACCGGGGAGAGGGGAGGCCGAGCAGGAGUUGGAUCAGUUGGUAGGGGAGGAGGUGUCGGGGAGUAGGGGGGUGGUAGGAGGAGGAAGAGGUGAACCGGACCCCCCUACCACAGAGUUUACCUUCGCCAGGACCCUGCGUUGUGGUGAGACGGUCAAACACGACCAGACGUUCACCAUAGAGCCAGAUAGUGAAGUGUCCACCACAGCCGAAGACUACUCCUCCGAGGUGAAUGGCUGCCUUGAGAUGACCAAGAUCCCAAUGGAGACUUCCAAGGAGUUUAUCUGGGAGGAAGUGGACCCUGUGCAGCAGGAGACGAGGGGCGGAAGGGUACAGGUCAUGGAGGAAGAGCUGGCUGCCAAGACUCUGGUGGUGGAGCAGCUGAGCCGAGAGCUGGAGGAGUUUAGAGCGGCCUUCGGCACAGAAGGGGUGCAACAGCUGCAGGACUUCGAGGCUGCCUUGAAGCAGCGAGACGGCAUCAUCACACAACUGACAGCCAAUCUGCAGCAGUCUCGCAAAGAGAAGGAUGAGGUCAUGAGGGAGUUCCUGGAGAUGACUGAGCAGAGCCAGAAACUGCACAUUCAGUUCCAGCAGCUGCAGGCAGGUGAGACACUGAGGAACACCAGCCACAGCAGCACAGCGCAGGACCUCCUGCAGGCCAAGCAGCAGCUUGUCCAAUACCAGCAGCAGCUGGAGGAGAUGGACGGCCAGGUCAGAGGGCACCAUGAGAUGAGCGAGGAGCAGCUGCUGCAGAUCAGCCAGCUCCAGCACCGGCUUAAGGAGGCUGAGAUGGUGGAAAGAAGAACAGAAGAGUCAUUUGCACAAAGGUUAAAUGAGAAAGACCUGCUGAUUGCUAAACAGGAGAGAAUUAUGGCAGAGCAUGAGCGUUCCCUAAUGCAACUUAGAAAAGAGCUCACACAUGUGGGCAGAGGGGCAGAGGAGUCACUUGCCCAAAGGGUAAAUGAAAAAGACCUGCUGAUUUCGGAGCAAACUGCAAUAAUAACAGAACAUGAGCGUACACUGACCAUGCUCAAGGUGGAGCUUGCACAGGUGGGAAGAAUGACUGAGGAGACUUUUGCACAAAAGUUGAAUGAGAAAGAACUGCUGAUCGCUGAGCAAGAGAGAGUCAUGUCAGAACACGACUCCUCCCUCCACCUGCUAAAGGAUGAGUUGACGGCCUCUGAGAAACGCUUAAACGACCUCAACCAGCAAAUUACCGCAAAGGCCCAAGAGCUGGAGAGCUGUAAGAGUGACUUAGAGAGCACUACAGGUCAGUUGAAUAGCUGUAGGGUUGAGCUGGAGGGCAGUAAGGGUGAGUUGUAUAGCUGUAGGAUUGAGCUGGAGAGCAGUAAGGGUGAGCUGGAUAGCUUUAGGUUUGAGCUGGAGAGCAGUAAGGGUGAGUUGGUUAGUUGUAGGGUUGAGCUGGAGAGCAGUAAGGGUGAGCUUGAGAGCUGUAGGGUUGAGCUGGAGUCCUGCAGGGGCGAACUCUCAGCCUCCAGGCAGAAGGAGCGGAUGUCCUCCAGCGAGAUCCAGCAGCUGAUGGGUACUGUGGAAGACCUCCAGAAGCGAUGCCACCAGGGCAACCUGUCAGAGUGUGACACCCUCCAGAGGAUGGAGGAGGACUCAGCCCGCAGGCUGGAUCAUCUCAGGACAGAGCUAGACGAGAUGUACGGUGAGCAGAUAGUCCAGAUGAAGCAGGAGCUUCACUUGCAGCACUCUGCUGCCCUGGAGCGGGUCACGGCGCAGCAUCGCAAGGAGCUAGAGCUUCUAAAAGCCCAGCAAUCUGUGACCAGACCUAGUCCAGAGGUGGUGAUCGAGCUCAAGGGCAAGAUCGUAGUGCUUCAACAGAGGCUCCAAGAGGCCCAGGUGCUCCGUGAGAAGGCAAGACAGGAGCUGUCCCAAGUGGCACAGGAGAAGCUCAACCUCCAGGGUCAGGUGGUUGACCACCUACAUGACCUCCGCUCAGCCCGGGCCAAAGUGGAGCAGGCCUCCCAGAACAUCACUGUCCGUGAGAGUCUUCAGGGCGAGCUGCAGCGCCUACAGGAAACCAUCGAUGACCUGAAGGCCCAGCUAGCCACCGCUGCGGAGUCGGCAGUAGAGAUCGAGGCCAAGCACGAGUCAGAGACAACCAACUACAAGAUCAAACUGGAGAUGAUGGAGCGGGAGAAGGAUGCAGUGCUGGACCGCAUGGCUGAGUCACAGGAGGCAGAACUGGAGAGGCUGAGGACACAGCUCCUCUUCAGCCACGAGGAGGAGCUCAUUCUCCUUCGGGAGGACCUCCGUAGGGAGAGCCAGCUCAACGCCGAGAACCUCCUUAACGAGGCGUCCAUCCGGCACGGCCGAGCUCUGGAGGAGCUGCGGAACGCGUACAAGGACGAGCGUGAUGAGCUGUUACACCAAAUCUUUGCACUGAAAGAUGACUUGAAGAUGGCACUGCACAGCUCGAAAGCUGAAGAGCUGGUGGUGCAACUCAAGGAACUUCAAGUGGAGGUUGAGGAAUUGAGAAAGGGUGGAGAAGAAAGGGUCAGAAUGGAGAGGGAAAUCCAAAUGCUGCUGAAAAAGAAUGACCUGCUAGAAAACCAGUCCAAAGAGCAAGAAAAGAGCUGGGACAGCAAAUGGAGGAAGCAGGAAUCUGAAAAGAGGAUUUUGAUGGAAACCAACAACGCCAUGAAAGAGGAAGUGGAGUCCAAGAUGGAAAAAAUCCAAUCCUUCACGACAGAAAAUGAACAAAAGCAGCAACAAGUAGUGGAGUUGCAAGAGGAGAUUGAAAAGCAGAGGAAUACAUUCUCUUUUGCAGAAAAGAACUUCGAGGUGAACUAUCAGGAGCUCAAGGAGGAGUACAUGUGCCUUGUUGAGGUAAAGGCGCAGUUGGAGGAGAGGAUUCUCAAGGAGACACUUGUGUAUGAGUCUAAACUCGCUAGCCUCCAGUCGCAGAUUCAGGAGCUGAGGGAGAACAAGGAUACUAACAAAAUGGAGGACAAGUCCAAAGACAAUGGCGGUGCUUCGAUAGAAAAAUACACUACUGAGCUGAUGGAGAAGCUGAAGGUAGCUCUGGCAGAGAAGGAGGAACUGGCUAUGAGGCUGUCUCAAGUUACCGAGCAGCUGACUGUUACAGAAGGUGAAUUGGAUGAGCUGGAAGGAGAGCUGAGUCAGGUCAGGAGAGAAAACAAGGAGGUAAUCGCCCAAAAUGAAAACCUGGAGGAAGAGCUCGAAAGAGAGCGGGAGACUCUGAAGGAGAGUAAGGGAGAGAGAGAACUGCAGGGGCAGAGAGAGGAGGGAGGGAGAGCUGCUCAGAGCCAAGCGAAGCUCCAACAGAGAGGGCAGCCUGUCCAGUCUGCAGCUCCAGCUUGCUCCAUCGAGGAUCAUCACCACCAAAUCGAAUCUCUCCAAGGGGAGGUAGUGGUUCUCCCCUCCUCCUUACAGGCUGCCGAAAUAGAGCGAGACCGCCUCCGACACACUCCGGAGGCUUGGCACCAGAGCCAAACGCUAACUCCAUCUGCAGCCCCAUCUCAGGUCUCAACUGUUGUGGAGGGACCUGUUGAGCUUAGCUCCGCUUUGGAGCCUUCAGCCUCUGGGUCACACAGGCGCAAGACACAGCAGCGGCGAGGAAAGAAGAAGCGCCAGAGCUCUGCCCAGACAAAAGAGAAGCGGGAGAAGGAGGAGGUGGAGGAGAGAAACAAAGCUGGAGGUGCUACUGCUGCAGCAGAGUGGGAGGCACGGGCUCGGAUGGAGAGCCAGGUUCCAUCGAUCUCGCAGCAGAGGACCGGGAAGGAUGACUCCACAGACGGGUACCACGGUGACGGAGAGAGAGACUGCGUUGGGAAGCAGGGGAAGAGCGUAGAUGGGAUGGAGUGUUGGGUGGACCCUGUAGCGAAGCAAGAGGAGGACAGGGACAGCGAAAUCACAGAGCAUGUGGAGUGCAGGCUGCAGCUGGAGGCCCAGCGGAUCAGCCUGUCUCAGAUGCACGCUGCACAGCUGGAGCUGCUCCGGGAGCAGACAGAUGCACGUGUCAGCACACUUGAACAGCAGCUGGGUCGCUUGAACAAAACAUGGGACAAAGAUGAUCUCAGAAGCUCUAAGUACCAGAAUGUGGUGCAAGUUGUGUCUGAAGAGUGCAAGCAACUCAUCCUGUCCUAUGCUAAACUUUUUGGAGAGGAGUUCUUGGAGUAUCUCCACCCCACUGAUGUCGAGGACUGGAAGAUUCAUUCAUUUGAAAAGGAAGAAACGAGGGAUUCCAGUGCUGUUUUACAGGAGGCGAAAGAAAUGUAUAGAGACCUUCAGCAGGUGAAGCAGAGGAUUGAACAGGAGUACAGUCGUCUCCUACAGCUCCAGUCCUUACUGAAGGCAGAUGGCAAUAAGAUUGAGGCGAUGCAGCUGAUGUUCGAUGAGCUGAAGCGCAGCAGUGAGGAGAAGAUCGCCAGCCUGCGCCGGCACAUCGAUAGCUCCAGCAUCUCUACACACAAUCUCAAGGAUCUGAGGGAGCCGACCGCGGCCUCGCCCUCCUCCCACACUGCUGAGGAUAUCCAGAAGCUGAGGGCCGACGUCCAUCAGCAGCGGGCCCAGCUGGAGGAAUGCCACAGGUUGGAAGUGGAGCGCCUCAGGGCCUACUACCAGCAGCAGGCCAAAGCGACUGAGGAGCGCUAUGCUACCGAGCUCAUCGUGCUACAGCAGCACCUCGAUGAGGUCACGGGCACCGAGGCCCAAUUCAGCCUGUCCAGUGCUGCCCAUCUUGGCUUGCGGACCGAGGAAGAGGACGCAGAGGAACUAAAGCUGGUGGAGGAGGAUGCGUUAUUGGUGGGUCUGGACGCGGAGCUACGCGGGCCAGCCAAGUCUAUUGGCAUGACGGCGCUGCUGCAGACGCUGAGGAGAGCGCUCAGCCACAAGUACCACCAGGAGGUGGCAGCGCUAAAGGAACAACACUGUGCUGAGCUCACCAGACUCAGAGAAGAGAGGGUGCAGGAAAAGAGAGAGAGAGUGAGGGAGGAAGGAGAGGAGGACGUGCAGGUGAAGCUGGACCCGGAGGGCAUCAAUGGGAGCAAAUGCUAUAUCGAGGGACCCAGCACGGAGGACCAAGGCGUGCAGGAGAGGAGACACCAGGAGAGGGUGGAGGAGGAGAUAGCUAAGGUCAUAGUUCAGAUGUCGGUGGAGUUUGCCCAGCAAAGCGAAUUGGCCCGAAUCACCAAGAGCGCCCACGAGACCACCUCAGCCAUGCAGACCCAGUCCGAGGAGGACGAGGCAGGGGUGGAAGAGGAGCAGCAGACCCCUAGGAGCUCACUCACCAAUGGCAUCUCUCUGGAGGAGAUGCAAAGGAGGUUCGUGGAGGAAAAAGAAAGGCUGGAGAAAGAGCUGGAGGAGAGGACUGCGGAGCUCCAUGGGAUUAAAGAGCAGCUUCGCCGCAGAGGUCCAGGAUCUGAGCAGAUGGGAUAUUCCUCUGAGGGAGAGAGUGAGAGAAAAGCAAGUAGAAAGAAGGAAAGAGCAAAAGCGCAAGUGAAAAGCAGAGUCUCACAGAAAGAAAAGAAGAGGGGAGAAGAGGAAGGUGAGGAAGAUGAAGAGGUCAGGUGGAAGAGGCCCAUGGGUGGAAAUAUCUCGUCACAAGAUAGAGAGGAUGACUCUUCUUGUCCAGAUCAUCAAGUCAUCACUACUGAGAGGAAUCUGCUGCGUAAGGCUAACGAGAGCCUCCGACAGGUGCUGAGUGAUGUGCUCAAGACCACAGCGGCCGCUGAGGAAACCAUCGGGCGCCAUGUGGAGGGGCUACUGGUACCCCCCUCCUCCUCACAGAGACCCACCUGGCAAAGAGCAGCAGGCGAGCCCUUUAGGCCUGCCACAGGGGCUGCUGAAGGCUUAAGGGGAUACUGCGAGACUGGCAUUUUUAAGUGCAAUGACUGGAAGUCUACAGAUGCGUCAACCACUGAGAGUUGCCAAGGCAGCAAGACUGGGGCGGAUGACGUGAGCAUGUGGUCGGGUGAGACAGAGACGGACAAGGGCCUGGAGUUGUCCCAGCAGAUGAUGACUGACUGCCACAGCCUGUUGCCAGGAGCGGAGCUUCAGCUGGAGAACGAGGAGUACCUCAUGAAUAUUAGCUCCCGCCUCCAGGCCGCCGUAGAGAAACUGCUGGUGGCCAUCACAGAGACGACCAAUCAGCUGGAACAUGCGCAGGUCACCCAGACGGAGCUGAUGCGCGAGUCCUUCCACCACAACCAGGAGAUUGGCGAUCUUCUGCGGCGGCAGGAGGAUCUGCAGGAAAGGCUGGGGGAGGAGGGGCGCGCCCGUGAGCAGCUGGCCCUGGAGCUCCACAGGGCAGAGGGCCUGAUCGAUGGCUACACGGGUGAACGGGCCGCGCUGGAGGAGCAGGUGCGUCAGAAGGAGGAGCUACAGCUAAGCCUGGAGCAGGAGCUGCAGGUGACAAGCAGCCGUCUACACGAACUGGAGCAGGAGAGGCUGCAGAUGCAGGAGGAGCGAGAGAUACUGUCACGGCAACAGGACGCCAUGAGGGAGCAUGCCGGCCCGCGCGAGUUACGCCUAGUUGAAGCUGCAGUCGAUGCAGCGCCUGAAGCAGACCUCCUGGAGGAGACGGAGAAGCUGAUGGCUGAGAAGGUAGAGGUGCAGCGGCAGGCAGAGAAGGAGAGUUUGGGCCUCCUGCACCAGGUGAAAACACUGGAGGCUGAGCUGGAGGAACAGGUCAACCGGGUCAUCGAGCUGGAGCACGCCCGCAAGACAGAGACCGGCGACCUGCUGCAGCAGAUCCAGGCCCUGGAGAAACAGCUGGAGAAGAACCGGAGGUUCCUGGAUGAGCAGGCCAUCGACCGAGAACACGAGAGGGACGUCUUCCAGCAGGAGAUCUUGAAACUGGAGCAGCAGCUAAAGAACAGCCAGAAGCAGCAGCCCGGCUCUGAACAAAGAAGUAGAGAGGUGGAUCAGCUGACCCAGCAGCUGAGGGAGAAGGCGGACUGGUGCAGCGAGCUGCUACUGGCGUCUGAGCAGCUGCAGCGCGAGGUGGGCGAGCGCAACGAGGAGAUCGACAAGCUGGAGGGCCGCAUCCGCGAGCUGGAGCAGGCUCUGCUGGCCAGCACAGAGACGGUGGAGGAUAAGAGGCAGGAUGUGUCUGUUAGUGGGCCUGGGGACUCCUCACUGGAGGCUCAGCUACAAACUGAAAGAGAGGCACUCGACAGGAAAGAGAAAGAGAUCAGUAACCUGGAGGAGCAGCUUGAGCAGUUCCGGGAAGAGCUGGAGAACAAGAGUGAGGAGGUGCAGCAGCUCCACAUGCAGCUGGAGAUCCAGAGGAAGGAGCUGAGCACCCAGCAGCAAGACCUGGAGACUAAGGACAGCCUGCUUCAGGUGAUGGAGGAGAAGGACAGGGAAAUAGCUCUUCUUAAUGAGCAGAUGGCUAAGCUUCAACACACGGAAACAGCCCCUGACAACAAGGAAAUCAAUGCGAGGGAUGAGCUACUGCGGGAUCUGGAGUCCCAGGUGGAGUGCAUGCGGAGCGAGCAGCAGCGCCUGAAGAGGAACAGCGAGGAGGAGUUGGAGCAGCUCAACGCCGUUAUCGACAAGUUCCAGGAGGAGCUGGCCAACAUUGAGCGGAAGCAGUUCUCGGAGACAGAAGAAGAGCUCAAGCGCCAGUUGGAGAGCCAAGUCGGAGGUCCCAGCAAGGAGGAGUAUGACGAAAUGAAGCAGAAAAUGGACCUGGCCACACAAGAGCUGGACACCAUCAAAGCCGAGCACUGCUCGCUCCUGGAGAGGUACCGGUGCUUGCAGGAGAGCAGACUAGCAUUAGCCGAGUCGGAAAAGGAGCUGUCGGACGACAUAGCGAUGGAGCUGCAAGACGCCCUGAGGGAGAAGACGGCGGCGUUUGUAGUGGUGCAGGCUCAGAUCCAGGCACUUGAGCAGAAUGCUACCUCCAGGGUGAAGGAGCUGAGCCUUAGAGUCCAGAAACUUGAGGCCUGUGUCGCAGAGAGAGACUCUGAACUGACCCGCUGCCGGUUCCUGGUGGAGCGGGCCCAGGAGCAUGCUGAUGACCUCCAGCGCAAGGUCCAGGACCUGGAGGACAAGCUGAGGGAGAGGGUGGCCACUGCGCUUGUCAGCCAGGCCCAACUGGGCGCCAUCCAGCAACAGCUGCAUCAAUCGCAGCAGUCCAAGGGCCAAAGAGCCAAAGGAUCUGUCCACCAGAAUCCCAGGGGACAGAUGGAGGUACCGGACUUCGGGUUUGCAGGAAUGUCCCGAGCAGUGGAGAUCCAAGGAGCCAAACAUGGCCCCACUGGGAAGGUGGUCCUCCUGACGGAGAAGCUCCGCGAGCUGGAGGUAGGCCUGAGUGGCAUGCAGAAGGACCAGGAGCUGCAGAAGCAGUUACUCUCCAGCUCCGAGGAGGAGGUGCUGGAGUACGAGAAGAGGCUGGUCUUGCUCAUUGACCUGCUUAAUCAGAUGAGGACGACCAAGCCUGGUGGACGCCAGAGAACAUUUCCGGCCACAGAGACUGCAUCUUCUGGAGGCAACGAGCUGGCUGUGUCUGAGAUUCUACAGGAGCUACAGAAGGUCAGGGACGAGGCUUCAGCCACCAAAGAACAGCUCAGCAGUUACAGGGAGAGCAGCAAUAAACUCCAGCAGGAGCUCAAGGCAAAAGAGGUCGCAAUGGCCAACCUUCAAGAAGACCUUCAAAGGGUGUCAUCGGGAGGCAGUGAGGCCAAGAUGUCUGCGCUCCAUCGGGAGCUGAAGGAGGUCAAAGAGGAGGCUGCUGCCACCAAAGAGGAGCUCAGCAGCUACAGGGAAAGCUGUGACAAACUACAGGAGCUUCUACAGGAGAGAGAGAUGACCAUAGCACAUCUCAAGGGAGAACUCUACCGGGCCUCAUUGGAAGGUGACGGUGCCUCCACAUCCGAGCUUCUCCAAGAGCUCCAAGAGGUCCGAGACGAGGCAGCCGCUACCAAAGGACACCUGAACAGCUUCAAAGAGUGCAGCGAGAAACUUCAGACCGAACUCCAAGUCCGCGACCUGUCAAUCGCUCAGCUCAAAGAGGAGCAACAACAGCUCAGAGUAGCCUUGGCGAAAUCCGCGGAGUCACCAUCACCACUAUCCCCAGUAUCACCAUCUCAGUCUCCCUCACUCGAUCAGCGGCAGCAAGCGCCACCCUCCCAUCCGAAAAAGAAAGGCGUAAAACCGCAAAACCAACGCCAGGGGGCCAAGGGAAAAAUGGCUGCCACUGCCAAAGACAAACCAUCGCUCUCCAGGAAGAACUCUGCCGCGGCAAACCAAAAGUCUUCCGACAAAUUGUCCGGUCAAUCGUCUGAUCUUAAUGGAUCUCAACAUCCGCCUCAUACAGACGCUGGCACCCAGACGGAGACAUUUUCCUCCCAGACAUCUGGCCAGCCCAGAUCUGUUUCAGAGGAGGAAGAGGUGGAGGAGAUGAUCGGGGAGUACCAGGAGAACAUCGUACAGAUGCAGGAGCUGCACGCGGCAGAGAUCCUGGACAUGGAGGCCCGGCACAUCGCGGAGAGCGAGGCCCUGAAGCGGGACAAUCAAAUACUGGAGGAGGAGUGCAAGGCUCUCAAGACCGUCAUCGAGAAGCUGCAACGCUCCCACGAAGCCCCCUCAUCGAGACCAGAGCGUCCCGCAGGAUCACAAUUCAAAGACGGCUACACCAGUGACAGCAGUUCUGAAUGGAGUCAGAGGACAGGCUACGACCUGCCCAACCUGCAGCAGGAGUUCAGGACCACACCAGAGGGAGCCAGAAAAGAGACAGAUGAUGCACUGCCUGACAGAAUUAAGAACCUGCUCCGCGAAGUGCACCAGGAGGGCAUGCAGGUGCUGUCCCUGUCGGCGCUUCCAAUCCCAGAGGGCGAGGCUGACCCAGCCAGCUUGUUCCACCAUUCCCAGGGCUGGCCCAACGAGAGAGAGGCCUUGCUGGCCACCGUGGAGUCCCUCAAGGCCCUCAUAACCCAGAUUCAAACUCACAGCAGGGAAACACAGACCCCAGGUAGUGCGGACUGGCGUGGAGAGCUGCUGGGGGCAGUGCAGCAGGUGUUUGUGAGGGAGCGGAGUGUGCUGAAGAGCGCUGCCUAUGCCCGACUGGACCUGCUGGACACUAGCGACGCGAUCAUCCACCUCAACCAGCUGGAGCACAGGCUAGCCGAGCAGGACACCCAUCACAGAGAUGCCAUGGGGAUGCUUCAGACUGCAGACAGAAGCAGUUUGCUGACAGAGGUCCGGCAGCUCCGGGCCCAGCUAGAACAAUUCCAAGGCCAGGAGCCUGGCAGGAGAGGCAGAUCCAAUCAUGGUGUUGAGCAGCAGAGGGAGAGAGGUGGCGUUCCAGAGCCCCACAUUCUGCUGCAGGCUGACAGGGCCCUGGAGGAGCUGAAGGGAGAGCUGGCCCAGACCAAACUAGAGCUGGAGACCACGCUCAAGGCCCAGUACAAACACCUGAAGGAGCUGGACACAGUCAGAACGGAGAUGUCACAGAAGGCUGCUGAGGUGGACACCCUGGUGGACAGACUGGCAGACGAACAGAAGAAGGCCAGAGAGCUGCAGUGGGCCUUCGAGAAGGAGAAGUGUAAAUCGGACAAGAAAGAGGAGCUGGAGAGAGAGGAGCUGGAGGAUCUCAAACUGGCCCUGGAGGAGCAGCAGAGUCUCGUAGCCCAGCUGACCUCAACCCUAGGCCAGGAGCGCCAGUCCUCCUCCCAGCUGUCCCUCCAGGCCGAACAGGAGCGCUCCAGGCUGCAGACCCAGGCCUCGCAGCUCCAUGUCCAGCUAGUAUCAGAGCGAGCCCGGGCCCAGGAGCUGAGUAGCGCCCUGGGGAGAGAGAAGGAGCAUCGCCACCACGGCUCCUCCUGGAGAGAGAACCCAGAGGGGGAGGUGGCUAGGAAGGGGGAGGAUGAAGUGGUGGGAGGGGCGAUGUCAUCCGAAGGUCUGCUGGAGGGACUGCAGAGGGAGCUGGACAAAAAGCAUGCUCAGGUGGUUAGUCUGCUGGACGAGGUGGAGGCCCAGAAGCUGGCGGCGGUGCAAUGGGAGGAGGAGCUAACCUCUGCAGCUCAGAGGUCAUGCCAGGACCAGGAGGCUCUGCGGGAGGCCAAGGGCCAGCUGGAAAGCCUGGGGGAGCAGGCACGGGAAGCCAUGGAGCAGCUGAAGAGAGAGGUGCAGCAGGGGAAGCGGCUGGAGCAAGAGAAGGAGAGGCUCCAGGAGAGAGUGGUUCAGCUGGGAGAGACAAGAGAGGGGGAGAGGAGCGGGACGCAGCAGCAGCCUGAUAACCAAAACCAGGCUGUGUGGCAAGGUGAGCCCACAGACCGGACCAGAGACUGGGUGUUCAAGCAGAAGUCUGGCGACACGCUGACUGUCAACCCCAGCACACCUUCCCUCCUCAAUGUCACUGGGACAGGGGGCAACCUCGCCCCCCACCAUGACCCCAAACACUCAGACAAGGUCUUGGGCAAACUGCAGCUCAUUGCAGCCAAGAUCCGAGCCAUGGUCAGCAAGGGCUCUGGCAGGCUGACUACAGAGGUGGACAGUGAAGGACUGCCGUGGCUGCAGACGAACAUUGAUGAGGUCAUCACUAUGCUGCAGCAGUCUUCAGAGCUCCCCUUGGUCCCCUCGAACACCGCCCUUGUGGCUGGUGGCCAGUCCAGCUCCCUGACAGAGCGGCUGCUGAGGCAGAAUGCUGAGCUCACAGGCUUCGUCAGCCGCCUGACAGAGGAGAAGAACGAUCUGCGCAACCAGACCCUCCGCCUGGAGGACGAGCUUCGACGCUACCGACAGGCUGGUCUGGGAUCAGGGGGCAUCUCCAGGAAAGGUGGUGUGGACAAGCAGCAGGAGGCGGCCAGCGUUCUGUUCUCGUCGGAACGCGAAGCCUGGACCAGGGAGAGGAGCCGGCUGGAGAAGGUCCUACGUCUAGCCCAGGCAGAGGUGACCCGACUCAGAGGAGAGAUCAGGACAGAGUCCCUCAGAGACAUAACUGGACCGGAGGCAGACAACUCCACACUGACGAAGAUAUAUGGCAAGUACCUACGCUCCGAGAGUUUCCGCAAGGCCCUCAUCUACCAGAAGAAGUACUUGCUGCUGCUGCUCGGCGGCUUCCAGGAGUGCGAGGAAGCCACGCUGUUGAUCAUCGCCCGCAUGGGCAGCCGGCCCUCCCACUGCAGCCUGGAGUCCCUGACACAGAGCCGCCGGGGGCUGACGCGCUUCCGCUCGGCCGUCCGCGUCUCCAUCGCCCUCUCCAGGAUGCGUUUCCUGGUCAAGCGAUGGCAUAAAACUACGGGGAUGAGCUCCAUAACAUCUGUCAACGUGAACAGAAAUGGCCUGGGGCAGUCAACGGGUAAUGAGGUGAGAACAGAUUCACCCUACCUGCAACCGGGGAGUGUGGAGGUGUACGGAGAGAGGAGAGGGGCCUCCCCCAGGUCCGCUCUCUCCUCUGCACAACACAGGUUCCACAUGGCUGGGGACUCUGGCCCUCUGACCUGCUCCUACCUCCAGAACUACGACCCUGACCGAGCGCUCACCGACUACAUCUCCAGACUGGAGGCCCUGCAGAGGAGACUGGGGAGCGUGCAGUCAGGUUCUUCUUCAUAUGCUCAAUUGCACUUUGGAAUAAAAAGAUGAUAGUCUAUAAAUUACGCUGGAACUGGCUUGAAGAAACUCAGUUGCCUUUUCUUGUGCUGAGCUUCGGUAUUUUGUAUCAUUCUGCUGUGUACAGUAUAUUACGUGGGGACCAAAAAAUAUUUUGUGUGUAGACAUCUUAUAAUCGAGCUUUUUGUCGCCAGCACUUGAAACAGCUUCUAUGUUUGUAAACUUUGGUCUGCCUCUUUGUUGUGGAUGAACACAAUCACGUUAAAUGUAUAUUUGUGGAAUGCUAAUUUAAACGAAAAACCUGGAUUCAUUUAAUUUAUACUGUGUAUGUUACUUUGUGUGGGUGGAAGAAUACGUAGAGCAGGCUUCUCCGGAGAACUCCAGCCCUGGACUGGAACCGGGUGGGCGUACAGGUCUUUGCUCCAGCCCAGCACUAACACGCCUGAUUUAAAGUAACUGGUUUCUUAAAUAGAAGUCCAUGAUUUAUGGAUUUUUGGAAAUGUUGGUUAGUGCCGGGCUGGAACAAAAGCCUGCACACCCAGUAGCUCUCCAGGACGGGAAUUGGGAGAACUCUGCCAUGGAGAAUUUGACUUUACUGUUGAGGCUGCUACAUGAUCUAUAUACACCACGCUGUGUUUCAUUAGAAUGGUUUCUUGGACAGACUACAGAGGACAAUUUGUAGAAGACAUAUUUUUGUAAAGGUAGGAGCUUUGAAUUUUCGGGGUAUUUUGUCAAAAACAGAAAUAAAUAUGAAUUUUAACACUUGAAA
Molecule: messenger RNA, 13708 nt
Organism: Salmo salar (Atlantic salmon)
Lineage: Eukaryota; Metazoa; Chordata; Actinopteri; Salmoniformes; Salmonidae
Product: A kinase (PRKA) anchor protein 9
Biological process (GO): signal transduction
Molecular function (GO): molecular adaptor activity
Source: RefSeq, a predicted model, not a curated record